AAACCAGUCAGGAGAGAGAGAGAGAGAGAGCGAGGGAUCACAACGCGCAGGUGUGUGAGAGAGAGAGAGGGAUCACUACGCAGUGGAGAGAGAGAGGGUCUUCCCCCCAAAAAGACAAGGGGAGAUCACCCAACCACGCGCACCGCAGAGAGAGAGAGGGUUGGUGAGGAGGCGGAAAUCCCUCAACCAGGAGAGACAGAGAGAAACCGACCGCCGGCCUAGAAAACAAUGCCGACUGAUCGUCGCAGUAGUCGAAUAGGUACCACAGCCUCAUCAGACCCGCGCUCCACGGCCCUUGAGCGCCUCAAGGCCCUGCGUGACGGCACGGUACAGAAAACCCCAGAAAUCAAAUUGGCAGAACCAAUCUACGACAGUCUUCCUGAAGAUGAAUAUGCCCGCUUGGUUGCAGAGCGCAAAGCUUCUGCGAAGGAAUUCAUAGUGGACGACAAUGGUCUUGGUUAUGGAGAUGAAGGGGAAGAAGAAGAUUGGGGAAAAGACCAGCUUCCCCCUUCUUCGGACGAAGAAGAUGAGGGGUUUCAGAGAAAGAGGGGCUUGGUUUCAGAGAAGAGGAAGAAGGAGAAGAGAGAGAAAGAUGAAGCAAAGCAGAGCUCGUCUUUCUCUGCUGCUGCUGCUUUAAUGGGAAAGCAGAGGCUCACUUCCAUGUUUACUUCGAAUGUGUUGAAGAAGAGGGAGGAGAAGGGGGGAGUGAGGGGGGUGAGUGCUGAGGCCAUUAUAGAGGAUGUGUUAAUGGAAUUUGCGCCUGACGAGACUGACAGAGAGAGGAGGAGAAGGCGAUUAGGUACAAAGGCUUCAUUACCAUCAUCUGAUGCAAUGCUGCGACCUGUUGAGUGUGAAACAGUUUCUAUUAACAAAAAUUCUAAAUCUGGGAUUGAUAAGUUACCCCUAGUUUCAAGUAUGGUUUUGGGGAAUGAGCGCUUGGGUCCUGAUACUGACGAUACAGGCAUGAGCAUGGAUACUCAUGCCGAGACUUCACCUCACCUGGAACCAGAGCUGGCUUCUGGUGCUAAUGAUUGUCAAGAUCCUGAUGCAUCUCAUAAUAAUUUACUUCGAGAGGGGCCCAUAGUGGAAAAAGGAAAGGUUGGUUUGCUUGUUUCUGAAAGAAAUGCUAAAAUAGAGAAGGGAACAGUUGAAGACAAAGUUUUGCUUAAUGCAAAGGUUAAUAUUGAGAGCAAUUCUAUGCCCACUGCUACUGCUGGUUGGCAAGCUGUAUCACAAGGGGAGAAGGUGAAUGGUGGUCAGAAUGGGGAAGUUUCAGAACUCCCAGUAAAUUAUGAAGAGAAGACAGAGUUUUCUUUGGACCCAGAUGGGUCACUACCUUUCUAUAUAAUUGAUGCAUAUGAGGAGAUCUAUGGUGCAAAUGUUGGUACUUUGUACCUCUUUGGAAAGGUUAAAUCAGGUGAUGCAUAUCUCAGUUGUUGUGUAGUUGUAAAAAAUUUACUGAGAUGUGUCUAUGCCAUCCCUACUGGUUCAGUUUUUAAAGGAAAUGCAGUCGCAGAGCUUGAAAGUGCUUUGAAGGACUCCAGAAUCACACAUACAACAUUUCGGACCAAGCUGCAAGAUAUGGCAACUGGAUUAAAGAAUGAAUUAUCCAAAAGACUGUUGGAUCUUAAUGUGUCAACUUUUAGCAUGACUCCUGUGAAGAGGAGCUAUGCAUUUGAACAAUCUGGUGUACCUAUUGGCAAGCAUUAUGUUCUUAAGAUCAGCUACCCAUACAAGGAUUCACCUCUUCCUUCCGAUUUAAGAGGAGGACAUUUUUCUGCUCUUUUUGGUACCAAUACCAGUGCUUUGGAGCUCUUUCUCGUAAAAAGGAAAAUAAAAGGGCCCUGUUGGCUCACUAUAUCAAAAUUUUCCAGCUGUCCUGCUCUACAACGGGUGAGCUGGUGCAAAAUGGAAGUUGUUGUUGACUGUCCUAAGGAUGUGAAUAUAGCAACUUCUUCAGGUGCUGCAAGAGAGAUCCCUACCGUGACGACUGCAGCAAUAAAUUUGAAAACAGUUAUCAAUCAACAGAAAAAUAUGAAUGAAGUUGUUUGUGCAUCUAUUGUUUGUUACCGCAAUGUCAAGAUUGAUAGCCCUUCAGAAUGGAAACGACCCGAUAGCCAUUUUACUGUUAUUCGCAAGCUUGAUGGUGAUGUGUUCCCUCUGGGAUUUACCAAGGAAGCUGAUGAACGAAAUAAAAAGGCUGGGAAUAUUGUGCUAGUAUGUGAGGGCAGUGAACGUGCCUUGUUAAACCGCUUUAUGACUGAAUUACACAAAUUAGACAGUGAUGUUUUGGUUGGGCACAACAUUUCUGGGUUUGAUCUUGAUGUUCUUCUUCACCGAGCACAGGAUUGCAAGGUGCCGAGUAAUAUGUGGUCCAAACUUGGCCGUCUCAAACGCUCUUCCAUGCCAAAACUUACAAAAGGAAAUAACCUAUUUGGAAGUGGAACUAGUCCCGGAGUGUUAUCCUGCAUUUCUGGUCGACUUUUAUGUGAUACAUAUUUAGCCUCACGUGAUCUUUUAAAGGAGGUGAGUUACUCUUUGACACAACUUGCCAAAACUCAAUUGCGGAAGGACCGGAAAGAAAUUGCUCCACUUGAUAUUCCAUUGAUGUUUCAAACAGCAAACUCCCUUCUUGAACUUGUGGAAUGUGGGGAGACUGAUGCUUGGCUAUCUUUAGGAUUGAUGUUUCAUUUGAGUGUGCUUCCAUUAACACGCCAACUGACUAAUAUUAGUGGUAAUCUCUGGGGGAAGACGCUCCAGGGAGCGAGGGCACAGAGAGUGGAAUACCUUUUAUUGCAUGCUUUUCAUUCAAAGAAAUACAUUGUCCCUGACAAGGCUAUUCAUAAAAAAAUCACCUCAACUAAACGAAGAAUGGCUGGUGGCGCAGAGGAAGGAGACCUCAAUGAUCCAAAUGUUGAUGAUUACAAUUUUGAUGGUGAUGAUCAACAUAAUGAUAAGGAAAAACGUAAAAAGGGUCCUGCCUACUCUGGUGGUCUGGUGUUGGAACCUAAGAAAGGUCUUUAUGACAAGUAUAUUCUAUUGCUGGACUUCAAUAGUUUGUAUCCAUCCAUCAUCCAGGAGUACAAUAUCUGCUUCACCACAGUUGAACGAACAAGUGAUGGUUCAAUUCCUAGUUUACCAUCUAGUAGAACCACUGGAGUUCUACCUGAGUUAUUGAAAAAUUUGGUUGAGAGGAGGAGAAAUGUUAAAUCGUGGAUCAAGAAGACCUCCAAUAUUUACAAGAUUCAGCAGCUUGAUAUUCAACAACAGGCUUUGAAGCUAACUGCAAACAGUAUGUAUGGUUGCUUGGGCUUCUCCAAUUCAAGGUUUUAUGCAAAGCCACUAGCAGAGCUCAUAACACUACAGGGACGGGAGAUCUUGCAGAGCACUGUUGACCUUGUCCAGAAUAACUUAAAUUUGGAGGUAAUUUAUGGAGAUACAGACUCUAUUAUGAUACACAGUGGACUUGAUGAUAUUUCAGAAGCCAAAGCUAUAGCCGUAAAGGUCAUCAAAGAGGUCAACAAGAAGUAUAGGUGUUUAGAAAUAGAUCUUGAUGGAUUAUACAAGAGAAUGCUCCUUCUCAAGAAAAAGAAAUAUGCCGCUGUCAAAGUGCUAUUUAACAAGGAUGGGUCACUGUAUGAGGUCAUUGAACGAAAGGGUCUUGACAUAGUACGUCGUGACUGGAGUUUGCUAGCAAAGGAACUAGGGGAUUUCUGUCUCAACCAUAUAUUAUCUGGAGGAUCAUGUGAAGAUGUUGUAGAAGCAAUACAUGGCCAUCUAAUGAAGGUGCAAGAAGAGAUGAGAAAUGGUGAAGUCGAACUUGAUAAGUAUGUGAUUACGAAAUCCUUGACUAAACCACCAGAGGACUAUGCAGAUGCGAGAAACCAACCUCAUGUUCAGGUUGCAUUGAGAUUGAAGCAAAGUGGGCAUCGCAUUGGUUGCUCUGCCGGUGAUACAGUUCCUUAUAUUAUUUGCUGCCAGCCAGGUUCUGGAUCUGGUUCUUCUGCUGGAAUAGCUCAAAGAGCUAGACAUCCUGAUGAACUGAAAAGGGACAAUGAGGAUUGGAUGGUUGAUAUCGAGUAUUACUUGUCACAGCAGAUUCAUCCUGUGGUAUCACGACUUUGUGCAACGAUUCAAGGCACCAGUCCUUCACGUCUGGCUGAUUGUCUUGGGAUCGAGUCAUCCAAGUUCCAACAUAAAAUAGAUGAAUCAGUGAACAGAGAUUCUUCUAGUUUGCUUUUAUGUACAGCUGAUGAUGAAGACAGAUACCGGGGUUGUGAGCCUUUGUGGAUAUCAUGUCCCAGUUGCUCUGCUAGUUUUGAGUGCCCCACAGUGUCCAGCUUAAUAACUGCUCUAGCUUCUCAAAAAAAGACUGAAUCUCAAACACAAGAAGAACCAGGUGGUAACUUCUGGCUCCGAUUGCGCUGUUCAAGAUGCCCAGAUGAGGGUGAUGGAAGCAGAAUAUCUCCGGCCAUGAUAGCAAACCAGGUGAAGAGGCAGGCAGAGAAGUUCAUCUCCAAGUAUUAUGAUGGACUUAUGAUGUGCGAUGACGAAAUGUGUAAGCAUACCACUCGUACUCUGAAUCUGCGGGUGAUUGGUGAAUCAGAGAGAGGAACGGUAUGUCCAAACUUUCCACGUUGUAAUGGCCAUCUCAUAAAAGAGUAUACAGAGGCAGAGCUAUACAGGCAACUCUCAUACUACUGUCAUGUGUUGGAUUCUGCACGGUUUAUCGGAAAGUUGCAGUUGGAAUACAGUAUGAGAAUAGCAAUUGAGAAGCACCUUGCAAGCAUCCGGCCCUUAGUAGAGCCAGCAUCCUCAACAAUACAGAGAAUUAGGGAGAGCUGUGCAUAUGGUUGGGUCCGGCUCAAGGACCUGUGCGUGUCUGUUUGACUGGUGUUUGGGGUUCUCUUCUCUUGCUGUUGUUAAUGCACCUCUUGUACAAGUGGGCUUGAUGGCGUCUAAUGCUAAUAGGGUUUUGGGUUGUAUUUUAUUGAGUAUUAACAUUCACUGGCGCUUGUAACAUGGGGCCAAAAUUGCCAAAGAAAGGUUCCAUUGAGUAAAUAUUGCCAAAGCAAGGUUUGAGCAUGUGGCUGCUUUGUUGAAUGUUUAAUUAGAGGUUAAGGGUGGCAACAGGCGCUGCUGGCUCUUGCCCUGGCCCUAGUAUCCAUGGAGCUAGUUCUAGGCGUGGCCCUGUUGAGGGCAGGCUUGGCAGAAAACAAUCGAAGAAAAAUAAAAGAAAAACAAGAAAAAAAGAGGGCCGCGCCGAACUGGGUUGGCACUGGCCCUUGCCUGGCACUCAGGCCACAAACUGUGGCCCAGGCUCUAUUUUUUUGGGGGCCAGACCUCCCAGGCCAGUCCAUCGGGCUCAUUGCUGGCCCUAGUUAGGU
Amborella trichopoda is the source of this 5387-nucleotide messenger RNA. It is a transcript of the gene ICU2, whose product is annotated as DNA-directed DNA polymerase. Gene Ontology annotation, biological process: DNA replication; lagging strand elongation; leading strand elongation. Lineage: Eukaryota; Viridiplantae; Streptophyta; Magnoliopsida; Amborellales; Amborellaceae. The record is from RefSeq and is a predicted model, not a curated record. Gene Ontology annotation, cellular component: alpha DNA polymerase:primase complex. Gene Ontology annotation, molecular function: single-stranded DNA binding; chromatin binding; DNA replication origin binding.